AUGAUGAAAAGAAAAUAUGUAUUUACUAUUGGUACGAGUUCACUAGAUGCAUAUGACAAAUUACCGGAGUUACACAAAACAACGCUAUCCGAGUUUGGAAAUAAGGAAGUACUGCUAAAAUCUAUUGAUAAACAAUUCGUAGAAAUUAUUAAUCAAGAAAUGUUCAAUACUGAUAUAAUGGAUAGAUUGCUUAUGUUAAUAAACUCAAUAUAUAAGUGUACUGAAAAUCAUUUCGAAGGAAGUAAAAUCUAUCUUUUUGGAUCACGUAUGUCAGGUCUUGCACUUAAAGAUAGUGACGUGGACUUAUACUUUUGUAUCGCUGGCACUUUUGGCGGAGCAUUAAGUACUGAUCGGGAUUGUCAAAAGGAACUAGUAGGUUAUUUAGGAAAAAUAUUUUCUUGUCAAAGUAAUGAAUAUAAAUAUAUACGACAAAUAACUAGAGCACUCGUACCUAUUGUAAAAUUUUUACAUGUCCCUACUGGCCUAUAUUGUGAUAUAUCUUUCAAAAGUGGCCUCAGUACCCAAAACACUAAAUUAAUCAGAUUGUAUUUAUCAUUGAAUGAACGUGUUCACUGGGUAGUCUGUGCAGUUGUGAAACGUUGGGCGUUACAAAAUUAUAUGAAACAUACUUCGAUGUUUACUAGCUUUGCUUUAACAUGGUUGGUUCUCUUUUAUUUGAUGGCUACUGAAGUUGUACCUCCAUUAAAAUUGCUCAGAGAACAUGCAGAUUAUUCAAAAAAUACAUUUGAAUCAGAUUUAAUGUUUAUAGAAGAUUGGGAUUGUACCGUUUGCACUCUAGAAAAAGCCAAACAAAUUUGGGAAGUACCAACGAUUUCUUGUUGGGACUUAUUAUUUGGAUUUUUUAAAUUUUAUUCAGACUCUGGUGAUCUUAAGCAAUAUGUUUUUUGUCCAGCUAUUGGAAAGGCUAUACGUAAAGACAAGUUUCAUCAAAUUCCAAUCUUACAUCCAGAUAUAUUAAAUUUUAACAAAAAAAAAAAUGGAAACCCUUUUGACUGGUCUAAAGUAUUAAAAUAUACAUUUUGUGGUGAAAAUCUUGCACUACAAGAUCCUUUUGAUCUUUUCAACAAUUUAACAAGAUGUAUAGUACCUAGAAAGCUACAGAUUUUCUCUCAUUUAUGCAAUAAAACAAUGGAAGUUAUGAAAAAUCAAGUCCAAAAAAAUUAUAAUUUAUCUUAUAGUCAAAAUAAUUAA
Messenger RNA from Metopolophium dirhodum (rose-grain aphid), 1212 nucleotides. RefSeq names its product terminal uridylyltransferase Tailor-like. Gene Ontology annotation, molecular function: nucleotidyltransferase activity. The record is from RefSeq and is a predicted model, not a curated record. The transcript has 5 exons. Gene Ontology annotation, biological process: RNA 3'-end processing. Lineage: Eukaryota; Metazoa; Arthropoda; Insecta; Hemiptera; Aphididae. Bases 1 to 1212 code for a protein of 403 amino acids.